Messenger RNA from Prorocentrum cordatum, 551 nucleotides. The record is from the annotation of a GenBank genome assembly. NCBI's taxonomy places the organism in Eukaryota, Dinophyceae, Prorocentrales, Prorocentraceae.
GGAAGAGGAGGAGGAGGCUUUUCCUCGCCCGCCCCCUGCCCAGCGCCCGUGCGCGCGCCAGGGCACGCCAGAGCGGCGACUGGGGAACGGCCGACCUGAUCCGCACGGAGCUGAAGCAGGCGGGCUGCGAGAUUGACGACAAGGGCAAGACCUGGCGCACCUCCGACGGCAGGAGCGGCCUGGUGCCCGCGUGGACGGGCGCCGCCGCUUCCGCAGGCGCCAUAGGCGCCACGAGCCACUUCGCCCCGAAGCCGCCCGCGCACGCGGCGCACGCGGCGAGCACCACCACGAUCCAGACCCAGCUGCUGCAGGCCGCGCUGGUGGCCGCGCAGAACCCGGCCACGGCGGCGCGAACGCUCCAGGUGCUCCAGCAGGCAGCCGGCGGGGGCGGCGGCGGCGGAUUUGGCGGGUACGCCCCGCAGAGCUACCCGGCGGCCAGCUCCAUGGCCGUGAACCACAGCCGCGCGAGGGCGCCCCCCGCACCCAUGAGGGGUAGCGUCAGCGCUAACCCGGACAUCCACAGGGCCCUUGCCACCAUGAGGGAGAUCAAG